Messenger RNA from Cooperia oncophora, 474 nucleotides. The record is from the annotation of a GenBank genome assembly. NCBI's taxonomy places the organism in Eukaryota, Metazoa, Nematoda, Chromadorea, Rhabditida, Trichostrongylidae.
AUGAAAGGAGUACAUCCUUCCCUUGACAACAACGGGAUUCACGUUGGAGUGGGUCAUCAAACGGCCAUUUCGAUCGUAUCGACAAAAAUCCAACGAUUGAAGAAGCCAUAUCCCGGAAGAUGUAUAGACACCGAGCCGGAAUCAACCAAUCUUUACAAGUCAAACGUAUACGUACUGGAGACGUGCUUUUACAACUGUCGUCAACGCAACACCAUCGAACAAUGUAGUGGACUGCCUGAGAUCACUUCGUGGAGAUCAAGCGUCGACAACGCCAAAUAUCUGCCCGUUGACCUGAUUGUUCCUGUGGUUGCACCAUGCUCUGAGACUUCGUACAUCACCUCUGCCACUAUCUCAAAAUUCCCUGCAGAAGGUUAUUUCGUCGCAACUGAUCCUACACAAGGAGUGGUUAGCGGUUGGCCCUAUGACGAAUGUAGUAUAGUUAUCGCUGUGAAACAGAAGUUAUGCUAUUUUUAG